Molecule: messenger RNA, 2711 nt
Organism: Symsagittifera roscoffensis
Lineage: Eukaryota; Metazoa; Xenacoelomorpha; Acoela; Convolutidae
Exons: 4
Coding region: 1698-2258 (186 amino acids)
Biological process (GO): response to hypoxia; oxygen transport
Molecular function (GO): heme binding; oxygen carrier activity; oxygen binding
Source: RefSeq, a predicted model, not a curated record
AAAGCGAGAGCACUGAGACAUAAAACACUUAAACACUACUCUGCUUCUGUGUAUAUAACGGCAGAGCUUUUUAUAGGAGGCAAGAGUCUUUUCUGCUGAAAUGAAAUAAUCGAAGCUGAAGUAAUUUCAAAUCCAUAUCUGAUCAUUCGUGUUUUCACGUGGAGUUUGCCAUUCAUUGAUGGACCAAAAUAUAUAAUUGAAUAAACGCGACACAAGCCAUGGCUGAAAAAACCUGAGCUACUGCAUUUAGCUUCGUUAGUAUAUAGUACAGUAUUUCUUUUUAACCUCCAAAUACAAACCAUGUAUAGAUAGGCAAUCAUGUAUUUUUGGCCUACCUUUGAAACUGCUGCUACUAUUACUAUAGUAGAAUAGUACCAUCGCUUGAUGGUAUAACUUCAGCCAACCGCUGUUUCCAAUCAACUCCCCUGCCUAUUGAAGCCCUGCGAUUACAUUCCUGUCUUUACAGAAGCGUCAUACAAUUUUCAGCGCAAAUCAAUCUAUUUGAGAUGUAGAUGUUGAUUGAAUUUCAAUUUUUUUUUACGAAACUCCUAAAAUAAGUCAAAACAAAACUUCAAAUUUCAACACCACCUUUGAAUGCCAUUAAAAACCAAUGCUAUACAAAUUUUCGAUUCACUAUAAAAAGGUGACUUUUUUAAAUUUAUGACGAUUCUGUUUAUAUCGAGCAAUUGUUGUUUCUUGUCAAAUCGCCUUAUAAGGAGAUUGUGAUAAUUACCAAGUUUUCUAGUGCUAUAACAGUUAUUCAGCCGCAUUCCUCUUAAGUUUGGCUGUCAAUUUGCCCGCAACCAGCUUUUAAUCACCAUUAUUCAAUUACGUUGCGCCAUUUUCAGUCCCCUCACUUCGAGCAGUUUGGUAAUGUCUCUUUGAAUCACCACACUAAAGCCAUUAUUCUUCAAAAGCUUCCAUUUUUCUGAAUUGGAAAGCAAUUUAAGCAUCUUUAUCUUUGAACAGUCAAGUGGUUUUGUCUCCGCUUUUCACGCUCGAAAUGGAUUAAAACCCAUAAGCAAAUCACCACUGAUUUCCCCCGCCCCUAUGCAUACUAAAAACCAUUUUGCAUAUUGCUGAGAAUCUGAAUCUAUCGCUUUUCAAUUACCAAAAUUCCAUUAUCAUUCGUUCUUACGAGCCCCUAUAAACACACCCAAAAUCAAACGAAAAAUUCCUACAAAUUCUUUUGUUUUCGAAAAAAAAUAAAUUUAAACGUCACAAAAUCAGCAAAAAGCUCCUUAUUCAGGAAGCGUUGUUUUUAAAUAUAAUAUAUCAUUCAUACUUGAUGUUAUUGUGUUUCAUAAAAGCGCGUUUUCCUUCCAUGUAUCGACCGCAAACUGCAGCAAUGGUUUUGACUGAAACUUACUCAAUUUCGACUGUUAUUGCAAUUUCAAUAGUUGAACUCUCUUCCUCUAUAUUACCUGUAAAUUAGAGUUAUUCCCCUGCAAGGAAGUUAUAACAGAAGAGUUUGAAAGGGAAACUUAGAGUCCGAUUUUUUUUUAAAUAACAAAUUUGCUCCUAUGUUUGUUCAUCCAUUUCAUCUAGCUUUAACUUGUUAACAGUCUUCAUUAUGUAAAAUUCAAACAAAUCGAUAGCUGACAAACUGUUUUAAAUCAUCAUUUACCCGUUAUUUUGACACCAAACAAGCGUCUGGCAAAAAUUAAAAUCGUCUCUGGAUUCAACCAAGAAAGGAGAUGCCAUUUAAAAAGAAGAAGAAGGAGGAGCCUCCCCCACCUUCUGUAUCGGAGGUUCCGAUUGCCCUGCAGCCUAUAGACUCCCGCAUACCCCUCACCCACGGGGAGAGAUUCACCCUACAAAAGACGUGGAAGGCCAUGAAUAGGAGGGGAAAUGAAGCCAUGAUCAUGACCUUCGCCAAAUUUUUUGCCAAAUGCCCUUCAUCAAGGCAGUACCUGUCCCGACAUCUGCAGACACUAUCCCCCAAUGACGUCACAAACCAGGACAAACUGGCAGACAGUGACGAUUUCAGCGCACAUGCAGACACUGUAUUUUCUGCACUGGACACGUGUGUGGAGUCCCUCACCGAACCGUGCAGCUUCCUGGAACACUGUCAGUCACUGAGGAACGAAGACCUCCUCAUCCCAAAGGCAGGUCAAGGAGACCUUAAGGACUUCGAGUCAUGUUUACUGGACGUAGUUGAAUACAUUCUGGAGGACCGAUACAAUGCCAAAGUGAAGGGCAUCUAUUGGAAAUUCUGGCCAUACUGCUUCAAAAUCACAUUCCCAGCCCUCAGCUGAAACUAACCCCCCCCCCCCUCUCACACCUCACGCCCUUUUUCAUCUGCAUUUUCAUUAUCUCCCGGCUCACUGCCGGCCAAAUCCACCGCGCAAACUAUCUCUUUAUAAAUAACUACUCAAUUAUGUUCGAAGUUUCUAAGCUCUUCUACUUCCUUCGAUUUCGCUUUUUGUACCAACUGAAAAUUAAGUUCAUUUAAACUGAAUGGCAUGACUUAAUAAUUGGAAGAUGAACAGACAUUAAGUACAGUUUUAUUCACAUCAAUCGAAUGAUCUUUAAACUAUGACAUUUUUCUUCUAUAAUUUGGGCGGAGCUGAAGGAAGAAGAGCUUAAAUCGCUUACAGACCAGACACAGAUUAAUUAUUUCAAGUGAUGACGAUCGAACCGUACGCUAUCUUCUAAUCGGCACAGCUCACUUUGUCUCAAAUACAAGAGUAAUCAAUCAAAAGAGUAAU